Messenger RNA from Brassica napus (rape), 3077 nucleotides. RefSeq names its product protein NETWORKED 4A. Lineage: Eukaryota; Viridiplantae; Streptophyta; Magnoliopsida; Brassicales; Brassicaceae. Gene Ontology annotation, molecular function: actin binding. The coding region runs from base 1371 to 2906 and encodes 511 amino acids. The record is from RefSeq and is a predicted model, not a curated record. The transcript is spliced from 4 exons. Gene Ontology annotation, cellular component: vacuolar membrane.
CCAUAUACACAUAUUCGAAACCAAAGCACAAGUGGACCAAAACAAGACAUGCAACGUUUACAAUUUUUGUUCUUAUUUUUCGAUUUUUUACGUCUUCCAACUUUUUUUGAUUUUUUGAAAAAUAUUUAGGCUUUCUGUUUGAAUAUGGGUAUUCUCCUUUAUCUCCACAUCAACUAUACUCUUCUCUUCUUCUCUUUUGUACGCUAUAAGUUUUUAAAUAAGCGAGAGUUUCAAAAACUAAAUAAAAUGGAUAGUUGAACUGAAAUAAAUAAACUAAACUAAAAUUACUAAAAGAGUUUUGCAUGCUUCAUACUUAUCAAAGAAGUUUGGUGAAGUAAAAUAGGUAUAGUUUAUAUUUAUCAAAGAAUAUUCUUGAACCAGGUUUUCUAAAAUAUAAAUGUAAAACAUUUUACCUGUUGAUACCAAAACCACUAUAGUGCAAUAACAUUGUAUAUAUAUUAUGAAACAAAAUAGUCAUGAUAAAUUUACUAUAUAUGUUUCAAUCUUUUUAUAUGAUUUUAUUAUAUAAUUCUUCCUAAAAUUAACACAAUAAGAUUUGCAAGAUUUGAGUAAAAGAAAAAUCUUCCCGAUUAUAUUUAUAUUUGCAUUGACUAAUCAAAAAGACUAUCUUAAAUCUAGAAGUUAUCACAAAAAAAAAAAUUACAUUAUUUAAAAGAAAACAUAAAAGCAUUAGUCGAAAAUUUAUAUAGGGUAAUGAGUUGUGCAUGUCAGCAGUUGAAAAAAAAAAAUAUUUUAAAAAUAAUACUAUAUAUUUUUAAAAUAAUACGUAAUGUUUAAUGCAUUAAAUCUGAAGUGCAAUGAAAAGUUAAGGAAGUGGAGCGCCACAAAACAAAGUUUGAGUUGGCCUUUUGAGGCUUAAGACACACAGAUAACGCGAUUACUCCCGUAAACCCUGAAAAAGUCUUCCCAUUUAAAUACAUUUCUUAAAAAGACGUGAUUUUAAGACCAAAACCGCUUAGAAAAAUGGUAUUUUAUAAGUAUUCAAGGUCUGCAUAAAUUGAUAUUUUGAGUGGAUGAUGAUCCACCUUCAAGUAUGCGUGAAUAGCAACAUAACAAUGGUGUUACAAAAAAAAAAGCAACAUAACAAUAAUAAUAAUAAUAAAAACGUGAGGAAAUAGUCUUGGAUGAUCAUUAUUACUUUAAUGAAUAGUCGGUUGGAUUAGUGGGAGAGAGGUCAAAUUACAACCCCUAUAAGUAUACUCCUCUUCUUUCACCAUAUAUAUGGACACUGUGUAAUUAAGUCCCAAAUUACACACAUAAUACAUAAAUCACUUGGCCACGUUACAACUUACAAGUUAAGACCUGUCCGCAUUAUCUUUGUUUGCUUAGGGUCCAUCGAUUUUGCAGCAAUGGAUUAUGAACUGGUUCGUUCCAGGAAGAGUAUGAAAAACAACAAGUGGCUCGAGCAUAAUCUCGAUGAUAUGGACAGGAGCGUGAAACGUAUGGUUAAGUUGAUAGAAGAGGAUGCAGAUUCGCUUGCCAAGAAGGCAGAGAUGUACUACCAAAAGAGACCAGAACUCAUCAGCCUGGUCGAUGAGUUUCACCGUAUGUACCGUUCUCUCGCCGAGCGUUACGAUGACCUCUCCUCCUCUGACCUCACUACUGAGCUCAAUAACAAUAGGUUAGGCCGUCCUCCUUCCCGCCGCGCUCCUGGUUUUGACUACUUCCUUGGCAAUAACGGAGGAGGAGGCCUUCCCUCUGAUCUUUACCACAAAGAUGUAGAUGAUGCUGCUUCCGUUACCGACUCCGAACAGGAAUGGGAUGAUUCCUCUUCCCUGGCUAGUUACCCCGGUUACGUGAGCGUUGGUUCAGACUUUCAGUCCAUGACCAAGAGGGUCGCUGAUCUCGAGAUCGAUCUGCGUGAAGCCAAAGAGAGGCUCAGGAUGCAACUCGAAGGAAACACUGAGGGUUUGUCCUUGACAAGGGUGAAGAGUGAGAGUAAGUUUGUUGAUUAUCCAGCGAAACUCGCUGCUUGUGAGCAAGAGCUGAGAGAUGCAAACGAGAAGAUACUCAACUCAGAAGACCAAAUCUUCAUGUUGAAGAACCAGCUCGCUAGAUACUUGCCAUCUGAGUUAGAUGAUGAGAAUGGCGAAGAAGGAGCAGAUUCAACACAAGACAUGGACGUAGAGAGUUUGUCUGAAGAGCUGAGGAUCGCAAGCCUGAGGCUUAGGGAGGCGGAGAGAGAGAACGGCAUGAUGAGAAGAGAAGUUGAGAAGAGCAAGUCUGAUGAGUUAAGGCUCAAGAGCCUCCAGAACAUGCUCGAGUCGGCGCAGAAAGAAGCUGCAGCAUGGAAGAGCAAGUCUACUGCGGAUAGAAGAGAGGUGGUGAAGCUGCACGACAGAGUCUCCAUGUUGAAACAUAGUUUAGCAGGUAGAGAUCAUGAGAUCAGGGAUUUAAAGACAGCUCUGUCUGACGCAGAAGAGAAGAUAUUCCCUGAGAAGGCGCAGUUCAAAGAAGAGAUAACCAGCCUCUUGGAGGAAAAGGCAAACCGAGACGAGCAGUUCAGUGAGCUGGAAGCGCAAGUGCGUUAUCUCGAAGAGGAGAUAAGAAGAGUGACUAAUGAGAAAAAGGAAGAGGAGGAGAGGCUUAAGGGAGAAAUCGAGGUGUUGACAAUGGAAAAGGCAGUGAAAGAGAUAUGCAUAGAGACGGUAAGCAACAAGGUGAGUAAGCUUGAAUCAGAGAUGCUUCUGCUUGAAUAUGAAAUGAAAGCAAAAGACAGUAAGACAAUGGAGAUGGAGGAGGAGGUGGAGAAGCUGAGGAGUGAGCUAGAAGAAGUAGCAGAAGAGAAGAGGGAAGUGAUAAGGCAACUUUGUUUUUCACUGGACUACUCCAAAGACGAGUGUAAGAGACUACACACGACGACUACUCAGGGCAUCGACCACUAAGAUCUUCCUCGAUUUUUCGCUUUUUUGAUUCUGAUGUAUAGCAUCUAUGUACUUUAUAACUUUGUUUGUGUUACUCUUUCACAGAAAGAGCUGUUUUUGGUUUGUUUGUUUAAUGAAAAGAAUAAUAAAAAUCAAAAGAUUUAGGAACAGUUUGUGUUUGACAUUAGAUAU